CUUACCCACUGAGAAACAAAUGCUACUCUCUUCUAUUGCAAAGAGAGGAUAUGAGAGGCUGUUUCUGCCCACUGGGAAAGAGAGGAAGGUCGAUGAUUUUGCUUUGUUCGAUGUUGUUGCUCUGUUUGGUACUUUGAUGCUACUGCUCUGUUCGAUGAAGGAAAAGCUACUGGUUGCCAAUGGUGGUGCUUUAGAGAAGAUGCACAUCAGUUUUGCUAGUGCUCUGUUCCUACUGCUACUCUGUUCGGUGGAGGAAGGCAAGGAAGAUGAGCUAUGAAAGGGAGGGAAAGGGCUACUGAUGGUGGUGGUUGAGAGUAGAUGCAGAUUCGCUCUGUUGUUGUUGCUCUGUACUUGCUGCUGCUUCGUUCGGUGAACUAGUGUUGCCACUGUUUGGUGGAGGAAGCUAAGCAAGAUGAGCGCGAAGGUUGUCCAAA
Rubroshorea leprosula is the source of this 434-nucleotide messenger RNA. The record is from the annotation of a GenBank genome assembly. Lineage: Eukaryota; Viridiplantae; Streptophyta; Magnoliopsida; Malvales; Dipterocarpaceae.